AUGAUGGCUGAUGAAGAGGAGGAAGUUCAGCGGAUCGUGUGGAGACUGCAGGAACUGGUGGAUCAGCUCUAUUCAUUUCGAGACUGCUAUUUUGAGACACAUAGUGUUGCAGAUGCUGGGAGAAAGCAACAGGAUGUACAGCAAGAGAUGGAGAAGACUCUGCGGCAGAUGAAGGAAGUAGUGGGUUCUGUCCAGAGCAAGGCUCAAGUCCUGAUGCUAACUGGGAAGGCCCUGAAUGUGACUCCUGAUUAUAGCCUUAGGGCUGAGGAGCUUCUUUCAAAGGCUGUGAAGCUGGAGCCCGAGCUGGUGGAAGCCUGGAACCAGCUGGGUGAGGUGUACUGGAAGAAAGGGGAUGUUGCAGCUGCCCAUACCUGCUUCUCAGGAGCCCUCACCCAUUGUAAGAACAAAGUCUCCCUGCAAAACCUGUCAAUGGUGCUUCGCCAGUUGCAGACUGACAGUGGAGAUGAACAUUCUUGUCAUAUCAUGGACAGUGUUCGACAGGCCAAGUUGGCUGUGCAGAUGGAUAUCCAUGAUGGCCGCUCUUGGUGUGAGUGAUUUCAAAAGAUCUCCAAGUUUCUAGAGCAGUGAUUCUCAACCAUGGCUGCACACCAGAAUCAUCUGGAGCCCCACUUGUUGAAUCUGACUGCAAAGGUGAAUCUAGGGCUUCUUUGUUUUGAAGAAGCCCUGUAUUAGUCAGGGUUCUCCAAGGAAACGGAACCGACAGGAUAUAUAUGUAAAUAUUAUUACAAGAAUUGGUUCACACAGCCAUGGGGAAUGGCAAGUCCAAAUUCUGUAGUGCAGGCUGCAAAUUGAGAACUCUGAUGAAGGUUUCCGUGAAACCCAGCUGGCUGAAAGUAGAGAUAGAAAUUCUUCUUUCUGACUGCUGAAAUCAUUAAUGCUACUUUUUUUUUUUUUUAUCUUCAUUUUAUUGAGAUAUAUUCACAUACCAUGCAGUCAU
Molecule: messenger RNA, 958 nt
Organism: Choloepus didactylus (southern two-toed sloth)
Lineage: Eukaryota; Metazoa; Chordata; Mammalia; Pilosa; Megalonychidae
Product: tetratricopeptide repeat protein 5-like
Exons: 1
Coding region: 1-555 (184 amino acids)
Molecular function (GO): protein binding
Source: RefSeq, a predicted model, not a curated record